Exophiala xenobiotica is the source of this 1747-nucleotide messenger RNA. RefSeq lists its product as uncharacterized. The transcript has 2 exons. Gene Ontology annotation, molecular function: NADPH dehydrogenase activity; FMN binding. The record is from RefSeq and is a predicted model, not a curated record. NCBI's taxonomy places the organism in Eukaryota, Fungi, Ascomycota, Eurotiomycetes, Chaetothyriales, Herpotrichiellaceae. Bases 363 to 1598 code for a protein of 411 amino acids.
UUCGCAACACAACGGUAGAGUCCCACAACAUAGCAUGGCGCACGGCAGCUUGUUGCUUGCCUUUGCAUUCCAAGAGGCCCGGCCUUGGGGUCCCGACUUGUUCUCUUGGUGUCUCUGGGUGUCCACAAGUCUCAGUUAGUCAAAGCAAGAAUUUGCCCACUUCUGGCAAGGCGAAAAAUGUUGAAGCCAGCUGUGGGCGUGGAGGAUACUCCACGUCCGAAUGGCGGCGGGCUGGUAUUUCUUGUGGUUCUCGAAUAUCAAUCGUCCUUAACACGGCCAGUCGAACUCGGACGAUUGCAGUAUUGUGUUCGACACCAAGGACCUCGACGAAGAAGGAAGACAAGGGAAAAGCGACAGCCAAGAUGCCAUCAAGAACGUCACCAACCGGCUUCAAGCCGCUCGAGGACACGUUGUUGUUCAAGCCACUCAAACUCGGCGCGAUCAGUCUCGAGCACCGAGUCAUGAUGGCACCACUGACUCGGAUGAGAGGUUCAAAGGAAUCAGAUGGUAUCUGGGUUCCGAACGACUUGAUGGUGGAAUACUACUCCCAGCGCGCAAGCAAGGGUGGUUUCCAGCUGACGGAGGCAUGCCCGAUCAGUCGGAUCUCAUGUGGUUACCCUGGUGUACCAGGCAUCUUCACGAAGAGCCAAAUUGCCGGCUGGAAGAAGGUCACCGAUGCCAUCCAUGCAAAAGGCGGCUUCAUUUACUGCCAACUGUGGCACGUUGGCCGUGCUACCGUUCCAUCAUUGCUUGACGGAAAAGAUGCUCUCAGUGCCAGUAACAUCCCAAUCUCCGGCAAGGCUUUGGAUGGCUCCGACUAUUCAUCGACACCUCCAAAGCCCAUGUCGGUCGAGGAAAUCCAAGAGACCGUCCAGGAAUUCGGAGCUGCCGCCAAACGUGCCUUGGAAGCCGGGUUCGAUGGUGUAGAAAUUCACGGUGCCAAUGGUUACCUCUUGGACCAGUUCUUGCACGACAAUGUUAACGUCCGCACCGACGCUUACGGUGGGUCAGUUGACAAGCGAUGCCGUUUCCCGCUCGAAGUUAUCAAGUCCGUGACAGAUGCAAUUGGGGCAGAUAAGGUCGGAAUGCGACUGUCACCCUUCAAUUAUUUCCAAGACACCAAGGACUCUAAUCCUACCGCGCACUGGUCAUACUUGUGCGAACAGAUCGCCGAGCUUCCUGAAGCAAACCGUUUGACAUACGUCCACAUGGUUGAACCUAGAUUCGAUGAGAUCCUCGACGAGUCUGCUAAGCUGCUGUCUCUUCAGCAACCCACUACCGAAACAUCGGUUGCUUCCAGGGCGAAGGAGAGCAAGCCGUCUUUGGUGGGUUUCCGAAACAUCCUGCAGAAGGGUGGUGUUCAAUUCGUGGCAGCUGGAAACUUCAACGCUGAGAAUGCUGCACCCAAAGUCGAGUCUGGCGAGGCUGAUGCGAUCAUCUUUGGCCGAUGGUUCAUUGCAAACCCAGAUCUGCCCAGGAGACUUGCUGAAGGUCUACCAUUGAAUCCAUAUGACCGCACCACCUUCUACGGAGCCGACCCGCCCGAGAAGGGAUAUACCGACUAUCCAUUCUACAAAGAUGCAGAAGCUGCAGCAUGAACUUGAUCAACUUGGCGGAGUGGGAACGAUUGAGGCUUUGCAUUUGCAUAUGGGAUUCCCUGAGUCAAGGCGUGGUUCAAGCAUAGAAGAUAUCCAUAGGCAUGGCAGUUCUAGAUGGCAUUUGCAUAGAUGUUGGGCAUCUCAUCAAG